AUGGGCGAUUCCUCGAACAACAGCGAAGCAGUAGGCUACAAGGAAGCUUCGAGGUCCACUCAAAAAGUGGACGGUAAGGACUUCAUCCAAACAGAUGUCCGCCCCAAAGCUGGAGAUGUCAUCUUGGAUUUAGGCUGCGGCACAGGAGAGCUAUCUGCAUGCCUCGCUGAGUUGGCAGGACCCGAAGGGAAGGUUAUUGGUGUUGAUCCUGACAAGGAAAGAAUUCAGUUGGCCAUGGAGACUCAUAGUCAAAUUGAGAAUCUUUCGUUUGUAGAAGGAAGUGCCUCAAGCUUUCCGGGGAUUGGCUCGGGUUCUUACGACAUUAUUUUCAGUAAUUUCGCCCUUCAUUGGAUGACUAACAAACAAAAAUUCUUCAACAAUGUGUUUGAAAGUCUUAAGGCUGGAGGUAAAAUAGCCUUUCAGUACGUCUUUUGCCUGCCCCCAUUUGUGUUUAACGCCUACAAGGAGAUGAAUCCCGAAAACGCGGAGCGUAUUAUCCAGAAGUUUCAGUGCGAAUCGAAAAGUAAGAUCGACAAGUAUUGUAAAUCAGCAGGAUUUAGAAUUACCAAGAGUUUUGAGAAUUACAGCAAAGGUCUGGUGUUUGGAAACGUCGAGGGCCUUUUAAAAUGGCACUGGUCAACCACUCAUGGUUUGUUUGAUCUCUCUCUGGUCACUGAGGAGCGUUUGCAAAGGUAUCUUGCUGCAUACCGUCGAAAUGACGGGACACUUUGUCUUGACUUAAGAGAAAAAGAAGACGAAUUGCAUAUGUGCCGAUUAAUAGCUUUCAAGCAGUAG
This is a messenger RNA of Porites evermanni, 795 nucleotides long. The record is from the annotation of a GenBank genome assembly. Lineage: Eukaryota; Metazoa; Cnidaria; Anthozoa; Scleractinia; Poritidae.